This is a messenger RNA of Solenopsis invicta (red fire ant), 871 nucleotides long. RefSeq names its product EF-hand calcium-binding domain-containing protein 1. The transcript has 5 exons. NCBI's taxonomy places the organism in Eukaryota, Metazoa, Arthropoda, Insecta, Hymenoptera, Formicidae. Gene Ontology annotation, molecular function: calcium ion binding; kinase binding. The record is from RefSeq and is a predicted model, not a curated record. Gene Ontology annotation, biological process: calcium-mediated signaling. The coding region runs from base 83 to 751 and encodes 222 amino acids.
AGUUGUGAUUGACAUUUCUGGCCAUCAAAAUUUGUUACAGUUAGACAAAUUUAUAAGUGUAAAUUAAAUUUACAAGAGCAAAAUGCCGAUUGAAUUGCCUAUUGAUUUGUUAAAUAAACCUUUGUCGGAGAUUGUUUUCAGAAGGAAAAAUAAUGCUUUAUUUAAAAAACUAGCGCGAAAGACUCACUUUAAUGUGAGAGAAGUUGAAGCAUUAGCUAUCAUACAUAGAAAAAUAACACAAACUUUGGGUCCUAUGACAAGAUCGGUGUUUAGAGAUAUUUUGCACUCUGGUUUAGAUUUUACUGAAAAUAUUCGGCAUCUCUAUAUUGACAGAAUAUUUUGUGCGUUUGACAAGAAAAAUGUUCUGCAAAUUCAUAUGGAACAAUGGAUCGAAGGGCUUUCCAUAAUUCUUCGUGGCAACUUGAAUGAAAAAAUACAUUUCGCUUUUACUAUAUAUGAUUUUAUGCAUACCAAUAAAUUGAAGAAAGAGCAAAUAUUUCCUUCAAUGCGAGGUUGCUUGAUCAAAUUGCCAACGGACGAAGAUGCCGAUGAAGCUGUGAAGGAUUUGAUUGAUUCACUGUUGAAAAAGCUUGACAUCGAUCGCGACGGGCUAAUAUCCGAAGAAGAAUUUCACAGAGCCAUAAAAGAGAGAAAUCUACUACUGCUAGAAUGUAUGGGACCGGUGUUUCCGUCUAGAACUGCGCGACAAACAUUUUUGAGCACAUUCACGGAUCGACUUGGACGAUUCUGAUCCGUACGUUUUACGAUAUAAGAUAUAUUUGUAUAAUUGUGUAUUUGGCGCGAUUUUCGUUUUGUCAAAACUGUAACGGUAGUCUUGUGUAAUAAACCUAGCCGUUUGAAUUGCAUCGUG